CCUCCCAAAAAAAAGAUCCAAUAAGACCGAAUCAAGUUCACAGUUAUUUUUUCUAUACGCUACCGAAAAAAUCUCACAUAGUCCAACUAUUUUCCCCUCGAUUUCCUCCUUCUCCUCCCCACUAUAAACCAAACGAAGAGACUCGGUUUUAGGGAUUUAUUCGACUCAUACGUGAUUAAGGAUAUAUACUGUUUUUGAAUCAAACGAUGGGUAGGGUUUUUAUGGUUGAUCUGGAAGGAGACAUUUACAUCUGCAAACACUGUAAGACUCAUCUUUCUAAAGACCAAGACAUCAUCUCCAAGACUUUUCAAUGCACGCAUGGAAGAGCUUAUCUCUUCAAUAACGUUGUGAACAUCUCUGUUGGAGUGAAAGAAGAUAGGAUGAUGAUAACUGGAAUGCACACUGUAGUUGACAUCUUUUGUGUUGGCUGUGGAUCAAACGUUGGCUGGAAAUACGAGUUUGCACAUGAUAAGAGCCAAAAGUACAAGGAAGGAAAAUCUGUUCUUGAAUUAUUUAAGAUUUCAGGUCCUCAUGAUAGCAACGACUUGAUUAGCGAUGGAGAUGAUGCUUGAGCUUUUUCCUUCUCUAUCUCUCUCACAUUUGUUUUAAAUUGUACAUUUUUCUUCUACCUAGAUUUUAAUUCUUCUACUAGAGA
Molecule: messenger RNA, 655 nt
Organism: Capsella rubella
Lineage: Eukaryota; Viridiplantae; Streptophyta; Magnoliopsida; Brassicales; Brassicaceae
Product: protein yippee-like At3g55890
Exons: 5
Coding region: 207-572 (121 amino acids)
Cellular component (GO): ubiquitin ligase complex
Source: RefSeq, a predicted model, not a curated record